CCCAACCGGAAAUCCCCAAGUCAAGUCAACCGUCGGUCCCACCCCUCUCUCUCUCGGCCCGGCCGUUAUCAAUCCUCCGAAGCUCCAACCAUGCUCUCCUCCGCCUCCUCCGCCGCGUCACCGUUGGGUAGCGGCCUCCGACGACGAUGCCGGACGCUCUCUGCUCGCUCUCGCUGCUCCUCCUCCUAACGACCUCCUUCGCCUUCACUACUGGUUGUCCCUCACGCACGUCCGCAAUGCCCACGGUUGCCUCCACUCCCUUGCUCACCUUCCUCGAGCGCCUCCAGGAGGCCGCCCUCGCCUCCUUCGGACCCCGGAACUUCGAUCCCAAGCUCUAUGUCGACCUCUCCCUCAAGUCCGACAUCGAGACCGUCGAGCGAGCCUUCGCCGACCUCCCGAAGUCGUCUAACGGAUCCGUCUUGGCCGGGGACUUGGAGAAGUUCAUCGCCGUCCACUUUGGGGGCGCGGGGGACGAUCUGGUGUCCGUGCAGCCGGCUGAUUUCGUGCCCGAGCCGGAAGGGUUCUUGCCCCGGGUGAAGAACCCGGCGGUGAGGGCGUGGGCGCUCCAGGUGCACGCGCUGUGGAGGAACCUCAGCAGGCGCGUGGAUGAUGCGGUGAGGGAGAGGCCGGAUUGGCACACCUUGCUUCCCCUGCCUGGGCCGGUCAUUAUUCCCGGUUCCCGGUUCAGGGAGGUGUAUUACUGGGACUCUUACUGGGUCAUCAGGGGCUUGUUAGCUUCUAAGAUGUAUGCAACGGCGAAGGCAAUUGUGACCAAUCUUGUCUACCUCUUAGAACAAUAUGGUCAUGUCCUAAACGGUGCAAGGGUCUACUACACAAACCGGAGCCAACCUCCCCUUCUGAGUGCAAUGAUUCGUGCCAUAUAUGAAAGGACACAUGAUGUGGAAUUUGUCAUGAAGUGUCUCCCUGCUCUUCUGAAAGAGCAUGAAUUUUGGACGUCGGGUCUUCAUCAGAUUACCAUCCAGGACCGUCAAUGUAGUCAUAAUUUGAGUCGCUACUACGCAAUGUGGGAUAAACCCAGGCCUGAAUCUUUCACAAUCGACAAGGAGUCUGCUUCAAAUAUAUCAGGUACUUCUGAAAAACAGAAGUUUUAUCGGGAAGUAGCUUCAACAGCUGAAUCUGGGUGGGACUUUAGUACCAGAUGGAUGAGGAAUCCUGAGGAUUUUACUACUCUGGCAACAACAUCAAUUAUACCGGUUGAUUUGAACAUAUACAUAUUAAGGAUGGAACUUGACAUAUCCUUCUUUGGAAAAGUUGCUGGGAAUCAUAACAUUGCCAAGCAUUUCUUAGAAGCUUCAAAGGCUAGAGAAAAGGCUGUCAGCACCAUUUUCUGGAACGAAAGGAUGGGACAAUGGCAUGAUUAUUGGCUUGGCAAUAGCAGUUCGUGCAUGGAAGGUCAACACUGGGAUGCUGCAAAACAGAACCAGAAUGUGUUUGCUUCAAAUUUCAUACCUCUGUGGAUCGAUGUGUUCAAUUCAGAUAAGAAUUUGGUAGACAAAGUUGCCAAGAGUUUACGGAGUUCAGGUCUGCUCCAUCCUGCUGGAAUUGCGACUUCAUUGACAAAUUCAAGCCAACAAUGGGAUUUUCCAAACGGCUGGGCCCCUCUGCAGCAUAUGAUAGCUGAAGGCCUGGCUAGAUCUGGGUCUAGCGAGGCAAGGUCUUUGGCGGAAGACAUAUUCAUCAGGUGGAUAAGGACCAACUACGUUGGCUACAAGAAAACUGGCACAAUGCAUGAAAAGUACGAUGUGGAAAAAUGCGGGGAAUUCGGGGGCGGUGGUGAAUAUGUACCUCAGUGGCCAUUGUUUACGCAGCUGCUCGAAUACGGCAUAUAUAUGUGCUUUAAUCUGAUCACAACUUCGCCUUCAUGUUGUGCAACAGACUGGUUUUGGCUGGUCGAAUGGCGUCGUGUUGGCUUUCCUGGAGGAGUUUGGAUGGCCAGAAGACCGGAAGAUAGAUUGCCAGUGAGAGAUUAAACCUGUCAAUAAUGA
Molecule: messenger RNA, 2006 nt
Organism: Rhodamnia argentea
Lineage: Eukaryota; Viridiplantae; Streptophyta; Magnoliopsida; Myrtales; Myrtaceae
Product: probable trehalase
Exons: 11
Coding region: 147-1991 (614 amino acids)
Biological process (GO): trehalose catabolic process
Molecular function (GO): alpha,alpha-trehalase activity
Source: RefSeq, a predicted model, not a curated record